This is a messenger RNA of Fragaria vesca subsp. vesca, 561 nucleotides long. RefSeq names its product F-box protein PP2-B11-like. NCBI's taxonomy places the organism in Eukaryota, Viridiplantae, Streptophyta, Magnoliopsida, Rosales, Rosaceae. The coding region runs from base 1 to 561 and encodes 186 amino acids. The transcript is spliced from 2 exons. The record is from RefSeq and is a predicted model, not a curated record.
AUGGAUAAUGGGAAGAUGAGCUUUUCACUGGACAAAUGGAGUGGGAAAAAAUGUUACAUGAUAUGUGCAAGGGAACUUUUUAUUGUUUGGGCACAAGAUAAAUCUAGAUACUGGAGUUGGAUAUCUGUGGCUGAGUCCAGGUUUAAGGAGGUGGCUUCUCUAGACGAGGUUUGUUGGCUCGAAAUACGUGGGAAAAUCGAUAUGAGUAUUCUGUCUCCAUGGACUCUCUACAAAGCUUAUCUUGUGUAUAAGUUAACAAAAAGGCAUUAUGGAUUCAAUGUGCCUGUGGAGGUCGCAAUUGCUGAAAGGCAUUAUGGAUUUGAAUACGGACCUCUGGAUGCCGCACUUGGUGAUGAUGAAAAUAAGCAGACAGUGUAUCUCGAUCCAAGUCUGAAAAUUAUGGAUGGAGCUCGACAUCCAAAUGAAAAGAGCGGACGGCUGGUUGGAGAUGGAGCUGGGGAAUCGAGGUCAGGCCAGAAAGAAAGGAAUACUCCGAGGCCAGAGGCAAGGCAGGAUAUUUCAGAGCCAAAGGCAAAAAAGCCUUGUUUUUCUAGGUUCUGA